AUGUCUUCCCCCACUGGCACCGCUCCCUCACAAAGCGCCACAAAACGUAAGCGCAGCGACAUCGCACCAUCACCGUCUGCCGCCAUGUCCGUAGAAGAGAACGCAGUCAUCCAGCCCGAGUCGCGCGACGCCUCGGCCGAAGAGGGCGACACCGCCGCCGAAGCUGCCCGGACCGCCAAGCGCCCGCGCCCCGAUACCGAUGGCCCCUCUUCGACUGCUACCGGCGCCGCUGCCGCCCCCACAUCUGUAGGCGACCCCCGAGAGCCGAGAGAUACCAUCGAAGCCAGUGCUGACAUCGCGGAGCCCGUCUCCCGCAAGGAAACCUCUUCCAGUAAGCCGGAUGGUCCCUCCGCCACGGCCAUGCCGCCACCGCCCAUCGGCCAGAUUGUCCAUCCCAAGGGUUAUCGGACUAACCCCCCGCCCACGGGCCGCCCCGUGCGCGUGUACGCCGAUGGCGUGUUUGAUCUUUUCCAUCUUGGUCACAUGCGCCAGCUCGAGCAGUGUAAAAAGGCCUUCCCCGAGGUCUACCUAAUUGUGGGCGUUACGGGCGACGAGGACACCCUCAAGUACAAAGGUCUUACUGUGCUGUCGGCCAAGGAGCGCGCCGAGACAGUGCGCCAUUGCCGUUGGGUCGACGAGGUUAUUGAGAAUUGCCCGUGGAUCGUCACUCCUGAGUUCUUAGAGGAGCACCAGAUUGACUAUGUGGCCCACGACGACAUCCCAUAUACCUCGGGCGACAGUGAUGAUAUUUAUGCGCCCAUCAAGGCCGCUGGCAAGUUUUUGGUCACCCAGCGUACCGAGGGCGUGAGCACCACGGGCAUCAUUACUAAGAUCGUCCGCGACUACGAGAAAUACAUCGAGCGCCAGCUCAAGCGCGGUGCCUCUCGCCAGGAACUCAACAUUAGCUGGCUCAAGAAGAAUGAGCUAGAGCUCAAGCGCCACGUGCAGGACUUGCGCGACAACAUCCGCCAGAACUGGGCCACCACUGGUCAGGAGCUCAGCCGCGAGCUGCGCAACUUCUGGCCCUCGUCGCGUCCCCAGAGUCCUGCCCGGCGCGGCGGGAAUCUGAGCAAUAACAGCAACAAUGACCACAGCCAGAGUGGCAGCGACCCGAUCAGUCCCGUCAGCCCGACUACUCGGAUGGGUACCCGGAGCCCAAACUCGGAGACGAGGACCGCGGGCGAGCGUGCCACGAGCGGGAUGAAUGAUUUUAUCACGGGUUAUACCCUUGGGUUGAUUGGGGGUGUGCGGUCAUGGAUGACCAAGUCCCGUCGCGCAUCCCGGCAAGAAGAGAACAACAAUCAUGCUAAUAACGCUGCUGCAACCGGCGAAGAGGCCGAGUCGAGCAUCGUCGCCGCCGAGGCUACCACGAGCCGGUCAUAG
Molecule: messenger RNA, 1383 nt
Organism: Thermochaetoides thermophila DSM 1495
Lineage: Eukaryota; Fungi; Ascomycota; Sordariomycetes; Sordariales; Chaetomiaceae
Product: choline-phosphate cytidylyltransferase-like protein
Exons: 4
Coding region: 1-1383 (460 amino acids)
Biological process (GO): CDP-choline pathway
Cellular component (GO): nuclear envelope
Molecular function (GO): choline-phosphate cytidylyltransferase activity; phosphatidylcholine binding
Source: RefSeq, a predicted model, not a curated record